CAACGUUACCCCAUACCUAACGAAUGCAAGCAAUUACGGGUUUUGGUUUUCAAUCAAUGGAAGAUCCUACCUUUUCAGCUCAGCGAAAAAUACCUGGCUGGAAGCGGUUAACACGUGUUGUGCAAUAGGAAUGAAGAUUCUGAGCAUAGAAUUUGACUACGAAUACAAUAAUUUGAUUUCAGCAGCCAUAAAUUCAUCAGUUGCUAAAGGCACAUUUUGGACUUCUGGAAGCGACGAGGGUUGCGAAGGUAAAUUUAGUUGGUGCUCGGUGAAAAAACUGGUCAGAAAUCAAGAGGCCAAGUGGUUCCCUCAGCAACCAGACAAUUUCGGGGGAAAGGAAAACUGUGUUACUAUAGGCUUGAGCAAAACUGUAGCACUACUUAGUGAUGUGGACUGCUCAAGCAGUAACAGGUACAUUUGCGAGGCGAGGGAUACGAGAAAUACUCCGGUCAAUUCCGAUGCAAUAGUUGAGGAAUGCGCUGCGGUGUUCAAUGUUUCUAAAGAAGAAACCCAGAAAACGGAGGAUUUAUGUGGAAUGGUAAACGACGAGAGGGUUUUGUUGCUGGCGGAGAUGUUUGCUGAAAGUUCUGACGAAUUAUUGCAAGAAAACAUGAUUGCCAUCUCAACCUGCAGCUCAAAAAAGGGAAUGGAUGAGUGCGACACAGCUGCUUUAAUUUUUCAAUGCGGCCAAGAAACUGCUCCACAAUUAGUCACCAACUUGAUUAACACAGCGCAACUGGACACAACAGCAGAAUCAGUUCCUCUCCCUAGAAUUGCGCCCAAGUGCCUUACCGAUUUCAGCUGUGUGAUCGAUCAAAGUAUGAGAGACGAUUACUUGAACAACCGAGUAACAACAAAUGCAGAAACUUUCACUGCUUGUGGAAUAAAAUACCUCCUUGAUUAUCAAGCCCGUUCUUAUCAAGACGCCUCAUCACUAUGCUGCAAAUACGGUCUUAAACUGGCUUCAAUCGAAAACGCCGAGGAACUUUUUUGCAUCAACCGCUCAUCAAUGGGAAUGAACUUUAGAGAAGAAUGGAUCCACACAUGGGUAGCGGCGAGCAGACUUGGCGCCUCAGACCCCUCGGACUACAGAUGGUGCACGUCCAGUGGUCGAUUCAAUCUAUUGCCUGAAAUUCCCGAUCGCUAUCCCGAGCGCAUUUCUUACCUCGAUUGGUAUUUGUUCUCAAUUAAAUUUAGACCACCGGCAGCGAUACCAGUUGUUCUCGUGGCGCGAGAUCGCCUCUCGAGCAGGUUGCCUACUUUAUGCAAACCUUGAAAUUGAUUGGAAUUGUUGGUUUUACGAUGUGUCCAAAUAUUUUAAAUAAAUUGAAAAACAGCAAAAAUAAAUUUUAUAACACGCGCUUCAGGAUGUGCACAGAGCAGUUUUGAUAGCAGCUCUCUGA
Molecule: messenger RNA, 1403 nt
Organism: Cloeon dipterum
Lineage: Eukaryota; Metazoa; Arthropoda; Insecta; Ephemeroptera; Baetidae
Exons: 13
Coding region: 131-1276 (381 amino acids)
Molecular function (GO): odorant binding
Source: RefSeq, a predicted model, not a curated record